Molecule: messenger RNA, 867 nt
Organism: Nezara viridula (southern green stink bug)
Lineage: Eukaryota; Metazoa; Arthropoda; Insecta; Hemiptera; Pentatomidae
Source: the annotation of a GenBank genome assembly
AUGCCGCUGUCAUUAAAUGAUAAAAUGGAAGAUAAGAAAAAAGUUUCUCAAAGUGAAUUGAGGAGAUUUAUGUCUGCUCACAAAAGAAAAGCAUCAGAAAAUACAAAGAAAAUUGAAUCACCUUUGGCAAAAUAUUCAGAUAGUGGGGAACUGACUUGUAUCGCCUGCAAUUCUGUGGUGAAAACAGAAGCGAUAUGGGGUGUUCAUAUUAAUUCGAAGAAACAUAAAGAGAAUAUAAAGAAGCCUCUUGUCCAAGUUUCUGCUCCUCCUAUAUCUCUUAGUUCUGAAAAAGUUUUACCUCCAGUUGAAGUCAAAAAGACCAAAAGUAUACUGAAAAAUGCUCGACCAUUACCUCCUAAAUUUUUUGAUGACAUUAAAACUGAACAGGACGAUGAUGAAACACCAAAAAAAAAGGUAAAACUUGAAGUUGAUUCUGAAAAUAAUGAAGUUUCUAUGGAUGAAGGAGAAGCUGCUGCCGCUGAAGAAUCAAAAGAUCAUGAAUUACCUGAAGGUUUUUUUGAUGACCCAGUGUUAGAUGCAAAGGCACGUAAUGUCGAAUACAAGGAUCCUGUGGAGGAAGAAUGGGAGCGCUUUCAAAAAGAAAUUAAAGAAGAAACUGAUCUCUCGGCUAGAAUGAUAAAUGACGAUACUGAAGAUGCAACUGUCCAGCGUCAGAUAGAGCAAAUAGAUGAGCAGAUGACUAGAUUAUCAAAGGUCGUCCAAUUAGAAAUAAAGAAAGAAGAAGUGAAAGCAAAACUAUUAAAUAGGAUGGAAGUUGUGAAAAAAGAAGAACCUGAAAGUGAUGAGAGUGAUGUUUCAGAUAUGGAAGGAGAAUUUGAUUGGCGAGCCAAGCGUUACCUUUGCUAA